Messenger RNA from Sordaria macrospora k-hell, 1344 nucleotides. RefSeq lists its product as uncharacterized. The record is from RefSeq and is a predicted model, not a curated record. Lineage: Eukaryota; Fungi; Ascomycota; Sordariomycetes; Sordariales; Sordariaceae.
AUGCCGCCACCACUACCGCACAUGUCCGAUGAGAGUUCCGACGAGGAUGAGGUCUCGGACUCGGGUUCAGUCAAGGUUGAAGCCGCUCCGGAAUCCGACUCACUCCAGCUGUUACGGGAAAGUGCAAUGGGUGUGCUUGCCUCACGCCUUACUGCUCAGAAUGCUGGAACAUCCGCGAACCAUGUCGCAGGCCAGCUCAUUAACAACGCGAAAAGAGCACCGACGGAUGACCUCACAAGUGGUAUGGCCGCAAAGUAUCCGAGACUUGAUCAAAGGAAUGAGACCCAGGAUGAAGAGGAAUCGGAUGAAGAAGAUGAAGAUUCAAGCUCCGAGGAGGAGGACGAGGACGAAGAGGGCCAAGGCAAGCAUCCCGGCAUCUGGAUCGCUGAAUUCCGAGAUCUCCGACGAUUUGUUGUGUCGGAACGCAUCGCCCCUUACAUACCUCCUUAUCCUUCCGCAGAUAAAUUUCCUUUACAUCCAGAUCUUGUCGGCAUGACGCCUGUCGAGUUAUUCUCGCACGCUCUACCCAACUUUCAAUUGCCCCAUCACCUCCCGCCUGUCGCUCGGCAUUUGGCUGAUCGUCCCAUAAAACGAACGCCGAUUCUCGAAAAACCUUUUGUGGACAACAAACUGGACAACUUCAGCGCCUAUUUCAUGCAAGCUACUAGUCAUUUGGUGCCGGACGAGCAAGCUUGCGCACGCUGCAAAGGAGUCAAAAUCAAGAAGAGUUACGUGGGCGGAACCUUUGCUGGCUGCGUGGUAUUUGCAGACUCAGAAGAUGCCAAACUGACGGGUGGUGCCUGUGCCAACUGCUGGUAUGGCCGCCAGGGUUCCGUGUGCAGUUUUCGCAACCCAGCUGGCAGGCUCCCGAAAAAGUCAAAAGAAGCAUACGGACAACCGAGGCCGCAGACGUCGAAUCCCUCGCUCAUGUCCCCGCCGCCACCACCAGAAGGACAGCCGAUCGAGUAUGGACAGCAGUUUGGCAACACCGGCCAAGUGCAUCCGGCAUUCCUCGCAUCCGUCUCAUCCGCUUCUCCGGCGGCUUAUACACCAUUCUCGGACUAUCCACACAUUGAGGCCCAAAUCGUCCACCAGGACAACGGUGAACUUCCGGUCCUGCCACGCCGAGGCCUGCCAGGCAUCGAUGCCAACACACCGCAUGCGAACAGGAUCGCGGCCUGGGAGACGCGGUACAGGAAGAUGGAUACGAAGAAACUCCGGGCUGCUCAAAGGCACUUGAUUGAGUGGCAGGAAGACUUGAGCACGCGAUUGAUGGCCAUGAACAAGGUCUUGAUGGACAGGUUGGAGAAGAAAGAGCAGUCAUACUCUGUACCUCGCACUUGA